Messenger RNA from Rotaria sp. Silwood1, 507 nucleotides. Lineage: Eukaryota; Metazoa; Rotifera; Eurotatoria; Philodinida; Philodinidae. The record is from the annotation of a GenBank genome assembly.
AUGAAUAUCAUUCUUUUACGUUAUUUUAAUCCUGUUGGUGCUCAUAAAACAGGUUUAAUUGGUGAAGAUCCUAUUGGUAAACCAAAUAAUCUUAUGCCAUAUAUUGCACAAGUAGCUGUUGGUCGUUUACCAUAUGUUAAUAUUUUUGGUACUGAUUAUGAUACUCCAGAUGGUACAGGUGUUCGAGAUUAUAUACAUGUUGUUGAUGUAGCUAUAGGUCAUAUUGCAGCAAUGAAACAAUUUGAAAUGAAUUGUGGUUUAAAAAUUUAUAAUCUUGGUACUGGUAAAGGUUAUUCUGUAUUAGAAAUGAUUAAAACAUUAGAAAAAGCAUCAGGCAAAAUAAUAUCUUAUAAAGAAUGUUCUCGAUGUCCAGGUGAUCUUGCAACUGUUUAUGCUGAUCCAACAUUAGCAGCUCAAGAACUUGGAUGGACAGUUCAACGAAAUUUAGAUGAAAUGUGCAAAGAUUUAUGGCGUUGGCAAUCGAAUAAUCCAAAUAGAUUUCAAUAG